Messenger RNA from Zasmidium cellare ATCC 36951, 1059 nucleotides. RefSeq lists its product as uncharacterized. Gene Ontology annotation, molecular function: fatty-acyl-CoA binding. The record is from RefSeq and is a predicted model, not a curated record. The transcript has a single exon. Gene Ontology annotation, biological process: fatty acid metabolic process. NCBI's taxonomy places the organism in Eukaryota, Fungi, Ascomycota, Dothideomycetes, Mycosphaerellales, Mycosphaerellaceae. The coding region runs from base 1 to 1059 and encodes 352 amino acids.
AUGGCCGACUCCGUCGACCGAGUCUUUGGCCAUGCGCUCAAUACCGUGAAUAAGAUCAGACCUGGCUCUCAGAAGCCGCCAUCAGCCGACCGGCUGGCCCUCUAUGGCUUGUACAAACAAUCCAUGGAAGGCGACGUCGCUCUCAUAGCCGAUCGACCAGGAUCGCCAUCUCCAGGCUCAUCGCCGGAUCAGGUCAAGAAAGAGCAAGAGAAGUGGGAUGCGUGGAAGGCGAAUGAAGGGCUGAGUAGGACCGAGGGGAAGAGACGGUACAUUGAAAAGCUGAUCGAGACUAUGCACCAGUAUGCUUCGACCACGCCUGAAGCUAGAGAACUUGUAGAGGAGCUGGAGUUUGUCUGGGAUCAGAUAAAGAACAACUCGCAGCAUUCGAGCUCGGAGCACUCUUCUCCACUUCAGGUGAUUGAGCGGAGAGACUACCUGCAGUCUGGAAGUUCGGGCAACAACGGAGGCAUCAGCUCCUCGGCUGCUGCUCUUGAGAAUAGUGGGAGAGACAAGGGCAAAGGGUUGAGGGUGCUCUCGCCCGUAUCGCAGGCCGAUGAAGAUGAGGCAGCAGACGAAGAAAGGGAAGAGUUUGUGGAUGCGCCCAUAUCUCAGAUCGAUGAGGCCGAUCUUCAGGACAGCUCCGAGGCUGGUGGAAAUAGAACGGGAGACCGCUUCGUGGCACCACCGAGGCCUCAGUCUUCCCCUGCCGACAAUCGCUGGCGGAAACGAAUCGAGUCCUCCCUCAUCAAGCUCACCACCGAAGUCGCGGCGCUGCGGGAGCAGCUGGAAUCAAGGCGAUACUUCAGCUACCAGAGAAAACACAGCUUCCUCGGCUGGGUGUUGAGGCUGUCCUGGUGGGCUGUCCAGCUCGUUGUGGCGGAUACGGUCAUACUGGCUAUCGUGCUGUGGUAUUUGCGUAGGAAGCAAGAUCGAAGGCUGGAGGGUGCCAUCCGGGUGUUGCUUGGGGAUGCUGUGGCACAAGUGCAGAAUCUGGGCACGCAGGUGAAGAUGCCAGCGUUGCCUCGUAUACCUGGCCGAAAGCCUGCAGUGAAAGAGUGA